Molecule: messenger RNA, 759 nt
Organism: Aspergillus sclerotioniger CBS 115572
Lineage: Eukaryota; Fungi; Ascomycota; Eurotiomycetes; Eurotiales; Aspergillaceae
Product: putative pathogenesis associated protein Pep2
Exons: 1
Coding region: 16-759 (247 amino acids)
Source: RefSeq, a predicted model, not a curated record
CUCUAUCAUCCCAUCAUGCCAGACCUCCACUCCCUCCCCACCGGCUCCCGUCCCGAACACGCCAUCCGCAACAACGGCCCUUGCGACCUCGCCUUGGAGCGCUACCUGCUCCGCGAACUCGCCGAAGGAUGGCCCUGCUACCGCGACGCCUGCGAAUGGGAGAACCUGCGCUCCAUCUUCCACCCAGAAGCCCACAUCUAUACCACCUGGACGGGACUAACACACCACCGCUCAUUCAUCGAAGCCUCGCAGGCCGGCAUGGACAAGGGGGCAUUCAUCAUGCACCGCAUCCACGGCAGCACGACGGACAUCAACCCCGAGGGUACCCGAGCAGUUACUAAAAUGAAAGCCACUAUUACGCAGCGAUUCAACAACCUACCCUGUGUGUCUGGGGGAGUCUGCGAAGCAGACGCCGAAAGUGAUUGCCGGUUUAUCUUUUUCUGGCAGAAGAUGGCUGGUCCGGAGUAUCCGGAGCUGGAGGGGCAGUGGAGGGCGUAUUUUGUACGUCAUUGGUAUGAGAAGGAUAAGUUGAUUGCGGUGACGCCAGAUCGGGUGCCGGUGUUGGAUCAUCAACGGUUGCAGAAUUAUCCUCCGGGGUAUCGCCAUCUGGCGUAUUUGCAGGAGGAGACGAUGGGGGUCAAGGUGUUGUUGGAUUUACCGGGACAUCGACGUGAGGGGGGGAGUGUGAAUGGGAAAAAGCAUGAUUUGUUGUAUUGGCAGGCUAAGGAGUGGGUUGAGGGGGGGGAGUUGGAGAUGUAG